Branchiostoma belcheri (Belcher's lancelet) is the source of this 1466-nucleotide messenger RNA. Its product is annotated as EP300-interacting inhibitor of differentiation 3-like. Lineage: Eukaryota; Metazoa; Chordata; Leptocardii; Amphioxiformes; Branchiostomatidae. The transcript is spliced from 10 exons. Gene Ontology annotation, biological process: DNA repair. The coding region runs from base 12 to 992 and encodes 326 amino acids. The record is from RefSeq and is a predicted model, not a curated record. Gene Ontology annotation, cellular component: nucleus; Smc5-Smc6 complex.
AAGGAACAAACAUGGUAAUUGUUUGGUCCUUUUUCUCCACAGAGAACAGACUGGACCUGAUUAAACCUGAAUCCAAGGGUCUGAAUGACAUGCUAAACAAGGCUAAUGGACUCUUCAAGAAUGUUAAGAUGACCAGAGAGGCAGCCUUGGACUCCCAGUUCCUGGUGCUGGCAUCAACCUUGGGCAGUCAGAAGGCCAACCAACUCCACACAGACUUUGUAACAUUCGAGCCACACGUGUUUGCAGAUAAACUGUUAAGCUUCAUGACGGGCAGACGAGCAAUCCCAGAGGACCCAGAAGAAGAUGAGGAUGAAGAGGAGGAGAGGAGGAGUGUGGUCAGGGUACCAACUGCGGGCUGGGAGAAACUGGGAGAGGAAGCCAGGAGACACUUCAACAGAGCACCGGCAUUCCACUUUCUGUAUGGAUCCUUUAACCGUGAGGCCAAGGCCCGUGAAUCCAGGAAGCUGAAUAGAAAGGAUGCAAAUAAAUCCGUUGGUCCCAAAAUUGUUCCCAAACAGGUGACAAGUUCUGAUGAGAACACAAAGGAGCAGACUACAGCAGAGGUGGAGUUUAUUCACAAGGCACUGAGGACUCUAACCAUAGAUGAGAGUGGUAAUGUGGAUCCUAUGGACUACUUCGAGUUUGUGAUGGAUCCAGAUUCAUUUGGCCGAACUGUGGAGAACAUUUUCCACCUGUCCUUCCUUGUCAGGGAUGGUCAUGUCCGAAUAUAUCUCAAUGAUGAUCAGCUGCCAAUGAUAGAACCUGCCGAGCCAUACGCAGAAGCAGAGGCAGAUGAGAGGGUGGAUAAACAGCAGGUGGUUGUGUCACUCACCAUAAAUGACUGGAAGCGGAUCAAAAAGGAGUUCCAGAUCAGUUCCCGAGCCUUCCCGAGGAGAGUGGAUGUGGAGGGUCUGGAUGGACCCAGUGGUGGGCAGAACGGCCACACCAGCUCUGAUGAAGAAGAUAGCCCGCCACCCAAGAGAGGAAAAUGAUGUUCAAUCAUAUAAAAAAACACAAGGAUCUCUGUGCCUUGAUGAAGCAGCAUUUACGACUGAGAUAACUUAUUUUCUUCGAUGGAUUAGCCUUUUAAAACUGUAUGUACAAAAGAUAUAUCUAUUUGGCUUAUGACUAAAGGAUCUUCUUUACUAGUACUUCAUUACAUUCUAGAUAAACACGGAGAAAGUAGGUUGCCAUUUUUUAAGUGUAAACCAAAGCCACUUUUUGUAGUACACAUACAUUUGUACAGUAUAUACACGUGUCACACAGACUUGUGAGAAGAGUGUAAAGUAACAAUGCGCUGCAUGUGUUGGGCAGGGUAGAUGAAAACUUCUGUGUUUAAACUCUGAAAAUGGUCAUAAUUUGUAAAAUGUCACUUAAACUGCAUAUAUUUGUAUCCCAGAGGGACAUAUUUUUGAUAUACAGUAUUUUACAAUGGGAAGCUCUAAAGAUAGGAUUACUGUGUGUGA